Lucilia sericata (common green bottle fly) is the source of this 1043-nucleotide messenger RNA. Its product is annotated as protein similar-like. The transcript is spliced from 5 exons. The record is from RefSeq and is a predicted model, not a curated record. Gene Ontology annotation, cellular component: cytoplasm; transcription regulator complex; nucleus. Gene Ontology annotation, biological process: regulation of transcription by RNA polymerase II; cellular response to hypoxia. NCBI's taxonomy places the organism in Eukaryota, Metazoa, Arthropoda, Insecta, Diptera, Calliphoridae. The annotation marks the transcript as partial. Gene Ontology annotation, molecular function: DNA-binding transcription factor activity, RNA polymerase II-specific; RNA polymerase II transcription regulatory region sequence-specific DNA binding; protein dimerization activity.
GAACAAUGAAAAACGUAAAGAACGUUCUCGAGAUGCCGCCAGAUGUCGUCGUUCUCGUGAAACUGAAAUCUUUACCGAAUUGGCACAAGUUUUACCCUUGAAAAAAGAAGAUGUCCAACAGCUAGACAAAGCCUCGGUUAUGCGUAUAGCCAUAGCCUAUUUGAAAGUGCGCGAUAUGUUAAAAAUGUUUCCCAAAAUCCAAGAACUACUCGGUGAUUUACAACUCUCUGACAACAAUACAAGUGAGGAAAACUCUGAUUCAUCAGCUGAUACUUCUGCUCUCAAUAGCACUUUAGAUUCUAAUGAUUCUUGUACACAAUCUUCUCAAAUCUCUGAAGAUUCUAAUCAGCAAACUGCUGUGGAAGCUGUACAACCCAUAGAGACUACAGCUUUAACCCCGGCAAAUGGCAAAAGUGCUGCUGCAGCCGAAGAUUUUAGUAUGUUGCUUAAACAAACCUUAGAUGGUUUCUUAUUGAUCUUAUCCAAUGAUGGUGAUAUUACCUAUGUUAGCGGUAAUAUCAGUGACUAUUUGGGUUUGUCAAAGAUUGAUAUUUUGGGUCAACAAAUUUGGGAAUAUGCCCAUCAAUGCGAUCAUGCUGAGCUUAAGGAGGCUCUCAAUAUUAAACGCAACGGCUUGACCGAUAAAGUUAAAGAUGAACAUCUUUUGGAGGAGGGCAUCUCUACCGAUCAUCGUGAUUUAUUUGUGCGCUUAAAGUGUACCAUUACUAGUCGUGGUCGUAGUAUCAAUAUUAAAAGUGCUUCUUAUAAGGUUAUUCAUAUAACUGGUCAUUUGGUGGUUAAUACAAAAGGUGAUCGUGUCUUAGUGGCCAUGGGUAGACCCAUACCACAUCCUUCUAACAUUGAAGUGCCCUUGGGAACCUCUACCUUCUUGACCAAACAUUCAUUGGACAUGAAAUUUACCUAUGUGGAUGACAAAAUGUUAAAUUUAUUGGGUUAUAAACCAGAAGAUUUACUAGAAACAUCUUUAUUCAAUUGUCAUCACGGUAUGGAUUCUGACAGUUUAAUGACAACUUUUAAAAAUG